Messenger RNA from Chrysoperla carnea, 918 nucleotides. RefSeq names its product vesicle transport protein GOT1B. NCBI's taxonomy places the organism in Eukaryota, Metazoa, Arthropoda, Insecta, Neuroptera, Chrysopidae. The transcript is spliced from 5 exons. The record is from RefSeq and is a predicted model, not a curated record. Gene Ontology annotation, cellular component: membrane; endoplasmic reticulum. The coding region runs from base 266 to 688 and encodes 140 amino acids. Gene Ontology annotation, biological process: retrograde transport, endosome to Golgi; endoplasmic reticulum to Golgi vesicle-mediated transport.
CUCAUAAGAUGAUAUGACAAUUAUUAUUAAUUAAUUUAAUUGAAAACACGACAUCCAAAUAUAUUUGGAUAAAUGUCAAUUUAUUAAUUCGGUAUUAAAAGUUAAAUUCGUGGCAUUUUAAAAUAAAUAAGAAUAUCUCAAACCAGGCCAGUGGCAAAGAAACAGUUUUAUGUCAAAAAUGUGUGUGUCAAUGUGUAUGACGUGGAGAUAGCUUCUAAUUUACAACAAUUUAACUAUUUUAUUUUAUUUAAAUCAAUUUUUUAAAAUGUUCGAAAUCACAGACGUCCAAAAAAUUGGCGUCGGCUUAGCUGGAUUUGGGAUAGCUUUUCUAUUCUUAGGUGUAUUGCUAUUGUUUGAUAAAGGCCUUUUAGCUAUUGGAAAUAUUCUAUUCAUAUGUGGUUUAGCGUGUGUAAUUGGUUUAGAACGAACAUUUCGUUUCUUUUUCCAAAAACAUAAAGCAAAAGCGUCUCUGGCAUUUUUUAGCGGUAUUUGUGUAGUACUUAUUGGUUGGCCCUUAAUUGGUAUCCUUAUUGAGACAUAUGGUUUUGUAUUAUUAUUUAGUGGUUUCUUCCCAGUUGCAAUAAAUUUCUUACGGAGGGUACCCAUUCUUGGUACAUUCCUGAAUAUGCCUGGAAUUAGUAGUAUAUUAGAUAGACUGGCGGGUGAUUCAAAUCGAACAACUGUAUGAUAAUAGAUAAAUGAAUGUAUGGAACAAUCAGUGGCCAUGCAUGCGUGCACGCACCAUAAAUAAAUAAAUUUAAAGAAUAUGGAAUGAAUGUUUGUUUAAAAGACCAUUUAUAUAAUUAAUUAUAAAUAAAAGUUAUUAUUACAAGAAGAACAUUAAUAAAAAUAAAAUAAAAUACUGUGUAUUUUAUGUGUAUAAUGUAUAAAUGUGUGAAUAUCAUGAUUAAUUAUUAA